Vollenhovia emeryi is the source of this 1579-nucleotide messenger RNA. RefSeq names its product PCTP-like protein. The record is from RefSeq and is a predicted model, not a curated record. The transcript has 9 exons. The coding region runs from base 125 to 934 and encodes 269 amino acids. Gene Ontology annotation, molecular function: lipid binding. Lineage: Eukaryota; Metazoa; Arthropoda; Insecta; Hymenoptera; Formicidae.
CCAGGGACUCCAGGACACUCGGUCCGGGCCACCAACGGGAAAGUCGUCGACUGUAGUAGAAGCAUGCAUGGUCUUUCAACAAGUAUCCGAGGUUGUGCAGAUUAGGAAUUAGAACUCUGUUACGAUGGAUAUUGGCCUUGUCAAAAUUGCAGAAGAUAAAGACUUUGAGAAAUUAAAGCAGCUCUAUGACGAUAAUAACAAUUGGAAGUUGGAUUACAACAAGCCUGAUCUAUCCGCUUGGACAAAAUCCGUCCCAGGAAUUAGCUUUAGAAUGGUAAAGAUUAGAACGCGUUUCCCCGAUGUCUCGCCAGAGACACUCUACGACGUUUUACACGAUCCUGAAUAUCGAAAAGUUUGGGACACUCAUAUGAUCGAAUCGAAAGACAUAGGCUUUUUUAAUCCAAACAACGACAUCGGCUAUUAUUCCAUGGCAUGCCCGUCUCCGUUGAAAAAUCGAGACUUUGUCCUGCAACGAUCUUGGUUAGACACUGGUAUAGAGCAGUUGAUACUCAAUCAUUCCGUUUACCACAAAGAUUAUCCACCUAGGAAGCAUUUUGUACGAGCAACGUCUUACCUCACAGGUUACAUUGUAAGGCCUUCGCGCAAUGGAGAUGGCUCCGAGUUGGGUUACGUGUCGCAUACAGAUCCACACGGCAAAUUACCUGUGUGGCUCGUUAAUAAAGUUACACAAAUAUUUGCCCCUAAAAUGGUAAAAAGAUUGCAUAAAGCCUCUGUAGGCUAUCCAAGCUGGAAAUUACUUAAUAAUCCUAAUUAUAAGCCUUGGCAUUAUCCCGAGCAAAUAAUGGCACCUAGAAUACGUAUUGAAGAAUGCGUCAAAUCUGCAGAAGAGAAGAAUUCCAAGUAUAAUUACGUAGACGAAUCUGACCUAAGGGAAAAUUUGCUUAAAGAAUCCCCUGCGAUGGAUAGCGAUUAAUUCAUAGCGAUAUAACAGAGAGACCAUCCAAGAACUUGAUGGGUAGUUGGUGACACUGGUUUUCUCUCAAAGAGCGAUACGUUAUCGAAAAGGACAUGUUUGUGGCGUAAAAAGGAGACACGGUCUUUUUUUCCUAUAUACGGAUACCCCUAAAUGUUACAAUUUUAACGUAAAACGGACAAGUAGUUGAUAAUAUCGACAAGUUCGACAAGAAAUAUGCAUAUAUAUAUAUAUCAUAUACAUGUACACCUAACUCGAUUCUUAUCAAUUUUAUUGCAAGUGGCACGCAAUAAUUGCGUACAACAACUAUCAGUACGUGAGUUGUAAAUCUUUUCAUUUUACGUCUUAUCGUACGCGAGAGGUUUUUGUAGGAUUCGUCAAACUUGGGCAGCAGUAUUAAGAUAUUAAGCAGUAUCAAGAGAGAGAGAGAGAGAGAGGAACAAAUUUUCCCCUUGAAAUUUCGAUCGAUGCAAAAUCAAAAACAGAUUUGAAAAAACUAUACGAAUGAGACGGCCUAGAAAUUUAAAUAAGGCUUGAUACCAUGUGAAAUCUUAAUUUUACAUUACUUCGAUCCGUGGGAAAACGUUUAUAGAGCGUGAUCGAUUACUUUGUAAAGUUUACAAUAAAAUACAUUUUCAAACUGGC